Sebastes umbrosus (honeycomb rockfish) is the source of this 1300-nucleotide messenger RNA. It is a transcript of the gene atg10, whose product is annotated as ATG10 autophagy related 10 homolog (S. cerevisiae). Gene Ontology annotation, cellular component: intracellular anatomical structure. Gene Ontology annotation, molecular function: Atg12 transferase activity. The record is from RefSeq and is a predicted model, not a curated record. Gene Ontology annotation, biological process: protein lipidation; protein modification by small protein conjugation; macroautophagy. Lineage: Eukaryota; Metazoa; Chordata; Actinopteri; Perciformes; Sebastidae. The transcript is spliced from 7 exons. The coding region runs from base 159 to 884 and encodes 241 amino acids.
UUCAGUAUGAACUUAUUGUUCUUCAGAUAGAUGUACUAUCACUUUAAAUGAUGACGUCAGUAGUCACGUGAUCCCAUAACCCGGAAGAUAAACAUUGGUUCUGCAGCAGCAGCAGCAUCAUCAGCUGUUCCUCCAGUCCAGCACGUUGCCUGGCAGAGAUGAGCUCGUGCGUCGCGCUGGAUGAGGAGGACUUCCGUCGCUGCUGUCAGAUCCUCCUGCAGCAGUCAGAGCAGCUGAGAGACGGCUGGAGCUGGGAAGCAGUCCAGGGUUCAGAGGAGGGCUACCUGAAGAAGACUGCUCUCAGGUCCGUCGUCAUUGACUCCAGCCCAGUGUGGUACCAGGAAGGAUCCGGUUCAGACUCAGAGCCAGACAAGGAACAGUCUGUCCUGGUUGCCUCAGUUGAUACUGACAGCAUCCAAGGUGACAUAGAUGAUGAAGCUGAUGAAGAUGAUGGGGUCUGUACGGUGUCUGAAGGCAGCAGCCAGGUGCUUCAGUACGAGUAUCACAUCCUGCACUCCUGCAGCUACAGUACUCCCGUACUCUAUUUCAGAGCCGUCACUCAGGAGGGGAGGAGCCUGUCGUUAGAGGAAGUAUGGAGCUCUGUUCAUCCCAACUUCAGGCAUCGACUUCAGAACAGCCCUCUGAAUACAAUCACCCUGCAGGAGCAUCCCCUGCUGGGUCAGCCUUUCUUCAUGCUCCACCCCUGUAGAACAGAGGAGUUCAUGAGGCCUGUGAUGCAGGCGGCUCAGGACCAACACAGGACAGUGAACUACGUGUUGUCGUGGCUCAGUGUUGUGGGUCCUGUGGUGGGUCUGGACGUCCCUCUGAAGUAUUCCACCCAGCUCAAUCCUGCAGCCUCUCUCAGCAGCACCAAGCCGGACUGAGGUUGCACCUGCUCUGCUCUGCUCUCUGUCGGUAUCACUGCGGAGUCUCUCUGCAUGGAGGCCGGAUUAUCAACUGGGACCCGGAGCCCCAGAGGCACUGAAGGCACAAGGUGGACUUUGUUUUGGGGCGAUAUACUGAAAUGCAACAAAAAGCUGAAAUAGUAAUAAGGGCCUUUUGUUAUCUUCUGCAUUUUUACCUGAUCUUGAGUCUGCAUUUUGCAGAAGGCCCCUGUGUCAAAAUCAAGUUUUAAUACUUUCGGUAAUUUCUUUAGAUAUCGAGAGCAGCGGUGGUCGAGCAAGUUCUGGAGUGAAUGAAGAGAGGGAGCGGCGUUAGUGAGAACAAAGCAGUGAAUCGGAGAAAUAAAACAUUAUUUUCUGAUUGUUUCAGGGCGGUUACUUUCUAAAGCACAAAUAAA